Molecule: messenger RNA, 531 nt
Organism: Spizellomyces punctatus DAOM BR117
Lineage: Eukaryota; Fungi; Chytridiomycota; Chytridiomycetes; Spizellomycetales; Spizellomycetaceae
Exons: 1
Coding region: 30-401 (123 amino acids)
Source: RefSeq, a predicted model, not a curated record
GUUCGGGGAUAUGCACGUCACUUGGUGGGAUGUCCGUGUAUGAAGCCAUCGGAUAUGGUGUAUUGGACUCUCGUCUGUUUCGAUUGCCAACUAGCCUCGGAAAUUCGCAGACAAUCUCAAACCCAAACUCCAAGCGUCGACGAAUACAAAAGGCUGUCGGAAAGAUUUUUGGAUGGAAACCGCAAGACAGUGAUAGACGGUAUCAAGACGCAGACACGGUCGAACAAAUAACAGAUGAAGACGAGCUACCUGCGUAUGAUCUGGCUGAUAUCCCGCCUCCACCAUACAGUGAGCCUGAAACGAGUCCAUCGGCAGAUUCUCGGGCAGAGAAAAUCACUGGGCAUGGAAGAACACAGCGAUGGAGAAAUCUGAGGACUCGAGUGAGAGCGAUUUGCCGAUAACGGUGUGGGAAGGUGCUUUAACAAUGUUACGAUGGGUAGAAAUGUGGAGAAUGGGCUUCUACUACGAUGGGCCAACCGUGGACGUACAUUACAUACAUUUUAUACAUAUAUUAAGUUUUUUAUAACCAUG